CACACCAUGGCACUGCUGCUGAUUAGCUUGGCUCUCUCUGUGGGCUCAGCCGUAGGUUUCUAUGGGGGGUCUUUGACUUUCACGCCAGGAAAAAGAUAUCCAGAUGGAUUAUUGGAGAUGAACUUUUACUACAGAGAGUCCAAUAGGGGGCCUUGUGGGUCUUAUCUUAACUGGGUCUGUGAGAGUGGAGGCUGUAGCUACCUCCCAUACACAUCACUGAUCACAGAUGUGGUGACAGAUCAGGACCAAGAUCAAAACCUGUGGUGCCAGUCGGAGGGCCACAUGACCACCAACGUCACCAACAAUGGCCCCUUCAUUCUGGGUGACUCUGGUUGUUGCUGGGAAAAUAAUGUUCAUGAUGUUGGUGGAUGGACGUUUCACACUCGUGUUGACACAGGACAACGGUCGGACACUCAGUCUCCAAACAGAUCUCCUGUUUCGGCAGCAGUAUCAACUAUAAGGGUUCCUCAGAACUGUUUCCAGAGCUUUCCGCUGAUGGCCCAUGACCCAGAUGGAGAUGUUGUGAGAUGCAAGUUUAGCGAGGCCAACUGCUCAUCGUGUCAUCAACACCAAAACAUACAUCUUGAUGAGGGCUCAUGCACACUGCACAGAAACGGUUCAAUGGCUCUUGGUCUGCAUGUGUUCGAGCUAAUGCUGGAGGAUUAUCCUGUUUCAGACAUCACUGUGACAGACGGAAAUGGGGUCUCCUCAGUCAGUAGUGCUUUUAAUCUGACUGUCAACACUAACCCAACUUCACUUAGCCGAGUGCCUCUGCAGUUUGGAGUUGAGAUUCUUCCGCCAGUUCAGGGUUGUGUACCAGGUGUGAACAAGCCAAGUUUCUUGACACCGACUCCCUUGCAUGGAGAGGAACAUCAUGCCGCUGUGGGACACGCUCAUGAGAUCACCCUUCGAGCCCAAAGCUCGGACAUCAGCAUCUUUGACUUCCAAGUCAGUGGCCCCUCUAAUAUGUCUAAAACCCUGAGAAAUGAGGAUCAUGGGGUUACCGUGGCAACACUAAGCUGGACGCCACAGGAAAUGGAUCUGUAUCGUCACGUACCUGUGUGUUUCACAGCAGAGACCCUUCACAGCCAAUCAGAGAUGAGAUGCAUUGUUGUGGUUGUGGCAAAAUCGAAGGUUCUAUCAGGUGAAGCAGAGGUAUCCUGUGGGGAUAACAGUAUUAGCAUUGUAGUAAGUAAAGCAUCCAUGGAGGCCAUUGACCAGAACUGGCUCCAACUGAGAGAUCCCACCUGCUCUCUUACCUCAAAUGAAACCCACAUCCUGGGCACAAUGUCUCUCAACACCUGUGGCACUACAGUGGAGGACUCUGGAGAUUUCAUGGUCUUCAAAAAUGAGAUCAACUCCUUUGAGAACACGAAUGCUGUCAUCACCAGACAUAAUCAAGUAAAGAUUGGCUUCUCCUGCCAAUAUCCCAAAAUAGCCAGCGUCUCCAGCCACUAUGUCAACCACAAGUCUGACUACAUCUUCACUGAAUCCAGCUUUGGCACUUUUGGUUACUCAUUUGAAGUUUUCACAGACAACAACUUCAAUAGUCAGGUAGAUCCCAAACUGUAUCCAGUGGAGGUGAAGCUCAUGGAGAUGCUCUACAUGGGCAUUGAAGCCCAUUCCGCUCUCCCAGAGGUCAAACUCUUUGUCGAGUCCUGCAGGGCCACUCCAGAAGACAAUCCAUACAGUGUCCUCUAUUACGACAUCAUCAAAGACGGGUGCAUUUUGGAUGAUACAGUCAAGGUGUAUUCAAACAAUUCCACAAAGUACGACUUUGAAAUCCAAGCUUUCAAGUUCACAGGCGGCUUCGAUGAGGUGUACAUAAGCUGCUCUGUGAUUCUGUGCGCGGAAGGAAGCCCAAACUCCAGAUGUGCCCAAGGCUGUCUUCAGCAAACCUCACACAAGCGCAGACGAGAUCUGAACCAAGAAACAGCCAUGCACUACAUCACACAGGGUCCCUUGCGUGUGCUUAGACAAACGCACAAUUCUGCUGCAGAAAAAGGAGGAUCAGAACAUGUCAGUACAAGCACUGGUGUCUUUGCAGGACUCUUCAUUGUCUCCAUUGUGGCACUAAUUGGGCUUUUGGUAUAUAAUGCCAAAAAAUCAAAAGCACUUGACCGCAUGCAUCUAUUGUCUGCUUUCUGAGAUCAUUUAAUGCGCACAAACAACACCAAGGUUAAAGAAGUCUUUCCAGUUACAGUAAAUUGAACAGUACAACAAUAGCUUUGGGGUGGCUUGUGUUGUCCUAUUGCUUUCUGUAUGUUGCCUAUUAUUAUUUUACACUGUUGUAUUUCCUUCUUUUCUUUUUGGGGCAGUGAUAAGGAAAAUAAAAUAUAAACUUUAUGUAAAACUACAUAUAAAAUUUCUGUAUUCUUGAAAUAAA
Xyrauchen texanus (razorback sucker) is the source of this 2386-nucleotide messenger RNA. RefSeq lists its product as uncharacterized. NCBI's taxonomy places the organism in Eukaryota, Metazoa, Chordata, Actinopteri, Cypriniformes, Catostomidae. The transcript has 13 exons. The record is from RefSeq and is a predicted model, not a curated record. Bases 7 to 2148 code for a protein of 713 amino acids.